Molecule: messenger RNA, 540 nt
Organism: Apodemus sylvaticus (European woodmouse)
Lineage: Eukaryota; Metazoa; Chordata; Mammalia; Rodentia; Muridae
Gene: Pla2g2e
Product: phospholipase A2 group IIE
Exons: 4
Coding region: 1-429 (142 amino acids)
Biological process (GO): lipid catabolic process; negative regulation of T cell proliferation; phospholipid metabolic process
Molecular function (GO): phospholipid binding; calcium ion binding
Source: RefSeq, a predicted model, not a curated record
AUGAAACCUCCCACUGCCCUGGCUUUCCUUUGCCUCCUGGUGCCCCUGGCCGGCGGGAACCUGGUCCAGUUUGGAGUGAUGAUUGAGAGAAUGACCGGAAAGCCCGCACUGCAGUACAAUGACUAUGGCUGUUACUGUGGCGUCGGGGGCUCCAACUGGCCGGUGGACCAGACGGAUUGGUGUUGUCACGCCCAUGACUGCUGCUAUGGCCGCCUGGAGAAGCUGGGCUGUGACCCCAAGCUGGAAAAGUACCUCUUCUCUAUUACCCGGGACAACAUCUUCUGUGCUGGUAGAACGACUUGCCAGCGGCAGACCUGUGAGUGUGACAAGAGAGCCGCUCUCUGCUUUCGCCACAACCUGGGCACUUACAACCGCAAGUAUGCCCACUACCCCAACAAGCUGUGCACCGGGCCCACCCCGCCCUGCUGAGGCCCUGCUCGGCUCUAUAGCCACCUCAGGCUGCUGCAGUCCCAGGCCUGGAGAAGCUCAGAACCCAGAUUCCUCUCCUGCAAACUCAUCCUGCCCCUCAGAGAUCAUGGG